Scylla paramamosain (green mud crab) is the source of this 3780-nucleotide messenger RNA. RefSeq names its product golgin subfamily A member 2-like. Gene Ontology annotation, cellular component: Golgi apparatus; Golgi cis cisterna; cis-Golgi network. Bases 48 to 3572 code for a protein of 1174 amino acids. The record is from RefSeq and is a predicted model, not a curated record. Gene Ontology annotation, biological process: Golgi organization. The transcript is spliced from 18 exons. NCBI's taxonomy places the organism in Eukaryota, Metazoa, Arthropoda, Malacostraca, Decapoda, Portunidae.
UAUUUGUGUUAUGUUUCCACUUUGCAUCUCUCGCUUUAGGUUCCAACAUGGCAGACUCCGUGAGGGAGCAGAAGUUAGUCGCUGCCAGAAGGAAGCUGCGACAGUUUCAGAAGAAGAAAGGUACCAAGAGCAGCAGUGUCAGCCAUCAGGAAGGAAUCCCUAAAUGUGAGAUACGUGUUUAUGAAGAUGAAGCUCCAUUAUCUGAAGCUGGGACCCUUUCCUCCUUUGCCUCUUCUGUUGACCUUGCAUCAGAGGAGAUGACAGACAUGACAGAUAAAACUGGCAUCCAAGUAAACACUGAAGUGCUGAAACAUGAAAAUAUAAUUCUUCCUAAUGGUUCCCAAUCUGAUAGACAAGAGACAGCAUCCUUACAGGGUGUUCAGACUUCAUAUUCAACAUUAUCAGCUAGUGAUAAUCAACCACACACAGGGUGUUCACAAAUGGAUCAGCCAAGUGAUGUUGCUCUUCAUAACAACCAAGCACCAGAAACCAUAGAAGAUAAUCAAGAAUAUACAAAUCCAGAAUCAGAUGAAAAGCUCCCAUCUACUGCAUCUCAGUCUGAGGGAUCUCCCAUCCCAGAGAGUCCUGCACUGUGUGGGUUCAAUCAGACAGUUGGUGAGGAUUCUCCAGAUCUCAUUGUGGGGAGAAGCAUUCAUACUGGAUAUCAGCAGUUAGCAGGACCACUACUUAGCACCUUGCAAAUGGACUCAGAAGCCCAGGAGUCUCAGGUUUCCCAGGAAAUGCUUGAGAGGGAAGGCUCAGUCAGUUCAGAGACCACUGCCAGUGUGAUGACAGCAAUACAUGUGCCUGGUAGGGAAGGCAAAGACCACCAACCCAUCCUCAAGUCAUCUUCAGAGAGCUUGCGGCAAAUUUCCCUGCAGCUCAGUGGUCUAAUGUUGGGAAGUGAGGGCCCUGAGGGAGUGCCAGACGCAGCUGUGAGUGAGCUGGAGAGGCGCAAUGCAGAGCUGGCGGCACUGUUGCAGCAGGAAAGGGAAGCAUCACAGAAACAAACACAGCUUAGCAACCAUCUGAAAAGUCAACUGGAGAAAGUAGAAGCAGAGCUUGCAGCAGCACGAGGAGUUUUGAGUUCUGCCCCGAAGGGUGGAGGAGCCUGGGAAGUGGAGAGCCUGAGGGAGCAGCUGCAGGUCCACAUCCAGACGAUUGGCAUCUUGGUGGCUGAGAAAUCUGAGCUGGAGUCCAAGUUAACACAAGCUGAUCAUGCCCGGAAAAGGAAAGCAGAGGAGGUGAAUGAGCUAGAGGGGAGACUGAGCGCUUCACGGCAGCGUGUGAGGGAAGUAGAAGCAAAGCUGGCAGAAGUAACUGGUGACAGAAACAACACCACUGGACUCUUGGAAACUCACCAGAAGGAACUAGAGGCAAGCAAAGCAACUAACUUAAAGACCAAUAAAUUGUGUGAUGAGCUGAGAGCAACUGUUGCUGAAUUAAUGGAACGGCUGAGUGUGAAGACGCAAGAUUUUGAUAAAUUGUUAACCCAACUUUCUAACACCAAGAGUCAGCUGGCCAUGGCAAACCUUCACAACCAGCAGCUACGUGACAAUGUGGGAGAGUCCCAGCUGGAGAAAGUGUUAGCAGAACACAGGGAGACUCAAAAACAGCUGGAAGCAUCACAGACAGAACUUGCCAGGGCCAGCACUGAAAACUCCCAAAUGGCAGCACACUACCAACAUUACACAGCUGAGCUGACGGCACAAACACAAAUGCUCCAGGAACAGAUUGCACAGUUAACAUCAGAGAAGGAAGAGCUGACAACAUCCCUUAAAGAUAUGGAAUCCAAGUUGAAAGUUGCCCUGCAGACUAAAACAUCUGAGGGAGAAGAGCCUGGCCAGUGGAAGGCUGAGAAGGAGCAUCUCUCAUACAUCAUUACCUCUCUACAGGAGGAGAUGCUGCAGCUGAAGGAAAACAAUGCUGCUCUGAAAAAUGACAACAGUCAGUUAUCAAAAUUGGUGGACCAACUGUCUCACAAUGUGGAGGGGCUGGAGAUGGAGGUGGAGCGCAGCAAAACCAAGGAAGUGGACACAUCGCAGCUGUUGGAGGCCAUGCAGAGUGACAAGGUUGCUGCAGCGAGGGCACUCACUCAGAACAAACAGCUCAAGGAACAACUGGAGGAGCUUCAGAGUGGCUUCAUCAUCAUGAGCAAUAAGAAAUUAGAAUUGACUGAGAAACUAGAAAAGGAACUGCACUUGAAGAAGCACAAGAACCAAGAAAUUACAUCAUUAAAUGAAAUGAUAACAAAUCUAAAGCAAGAGGCAUUGCAGAAAGAGCGCGAGAUCACUGUGCUGCGGGAGAAGACAGAGUCCCUUAGUGGUCAGCUGGUGACAAUCCACAACCACAGCCAUCUUGAAGAGAAUGGCCUGAGCCACGACCACCUCGCUCAAGAAAAUAUCACGUUGACAGAGCAGAUUAAAGAACUAGAAGAUAAGCUCAAACUUUCAAAGAUAGAAAUCGAAGACCUCACAAGACAGAAUAAUGAGCUGCAUGCACUUAUUACAGAGUAUAAAGUCAUUCCCUCAGAGGAAAAAGACGAGGAUGGCACUUCACAUGAGAACUCAGAAGCUGAAGGUACAGAUACCAAGGGGAAAUUGCUGGGUAAAGUGGCUACAUUGACAUCUGAGGUUAGCAGGUUGGAGAGUGAGUGCAGCAGUCUUCAGGUUCAGCUAGACUGUGAGAGGGAUAAGUAUAACAAACUGCUGGGAGAAUCUCUUGCUCAUGAAAAAUCGUCUGAAGAUGUCAUAACUGAACCAAAAGGAGAAACAACAAAAUUGGGAGGAACUGAGCUUGAACAGAAGCUGCAACAACUGCAGGAGGCUCACAGGGUGCUGGAGAGCAGGUUCACCCGCAGCAUGAAGGAGGUGGCCGAGCUGAGUGAUGAGAAACAGCAGCUUGAGCAUGUUGUGGCACAGCUGCAGCUGGAGACAGAGUCCAUCGGUGACUAUAUCACCAUCUACCAGUUCCAGCGAGGAGUGAUGAAGCAGCAAGCUCGAGAACGUGAGUUAGAACUUUCCAGUCUCCAUCACGAACGAGAGGAAAUGAAGCAAAAGAUAACCACUCUGCAGGAUUUGAUAUCAAAGCUAGUACAGGAAAAGGAAGCAGAUCAUGACCUUGAGCAGCUCGAGAAGAUAAGCAGCGUCCUUAAGAGUCCAGUUGCUAUCAUUAAUGGUGUUGGAACCAGUGAGUCCGAGACAUCCACCAGCAGUGGAGAGGUGGCUGACGAGCGCCUCAAGCACUCUGAAAAGGGGGAGCAACAGCAAGAAACAGAAAAUUGCAUCCAUCAUUCUUUGCCUGAGGAGGGAAUGGAUGCUGUGUUGACCCUUGACACUGACGUCCCUCAUGAGGAGAAUAUGAAUCCUACAGAACUUGCCCAUAGAAAGACCAAAACUGUUACUGCUGCCACUACCACCACUGCCACUGUUUCCACUGCCACCAAAAGCCCAACUGUGCAGAGAAUCCUGGACCUCCUCAAUGAAAUGGAGUCCACCAGUCAGCUGGAGCACUCUGGCCUCCAAAAGUUCCAUCCAUGUCCAUUGUGUUCGGGUAAACUUAUCACUGUAUAAGGGGACAAGUAUCAGUGUAUGGUUACUAUAUACUGAUUUGUACUUAAAGAUGUCAUGUCACAUCAUAUCUCUCUUUUUUUUUGUUACUUUGCAUGUUGCUUUACUCUUUCCACUCUCUCUCUCUCUCUCUCUCUCUCUCUCUCUCUCUCUCUCUCUCUCUCUCUCUCUCUCUCUCUCUCUCUCUCUCUCUCUCUCUCUCUCUCUCUCU